UCUGUUAUAAGUUUUUAUUUAUUUACUUACUUACACACAUAGUCCAGGUUCUCGUUUACUCUCUAACUUUUUUUUCUAUCUUCCUUCCAGCGAACUAACAAACUUGUAACCCCAUUCCUUUCUCUCUCUCUCUCGCUGUCUCACUCCCUACUCUCUCUCUCCCUUUCUCUAUCGGAAUUCCGUCAAGUCCGGAGCCUUUCUCAUGUCCCCUGGUGCAAGGAAGUGGACUUCGCCAUGGGGUCCUGCCUCAGUCUUGACCAAGAAGAGCUGAAAGCUCGGGCCAGGAGUGCCGCUAUUGACAAACAACUACGGGCAUCUGCCAAAGAGGAAGAAACUGUAGUGAAAAUCUUGCUUUUAGGUGCUGCUGAAAGUGGUAAAAGUACCCUGGUAAAGCAGAUGAAAAUUAUUCACAAUGACGGUUUCUCCAAAGACGAAUUAUUGGCUUUCAGGCCUGCAGUACUAGACAAUCUGUUGAAUUCCAUGAAGUAUGUUUUGGCAGGGAUGGGAGUAUUACGGAUUAAUCUGGAUGACCCCCGAAACAGGCUGAACGCUCAGAAGGUGCUUGCAUGCAAUUACUGCAUGACCGAAAACCAAACCAUGAUUCCAUAUGUGUGGGAAGCACUCUACAAUCUAUGGAUGGACAAAGGUGUUAGAAUUGCAGUAUCACGGGGCUACGAAUAUGAACUGAAUGAUUCAGCAAUCUACUAUUUUGAAAACAUGAACCGGAUCUGCUCAAUGACAUAUAUUCCAAACUCCACAGAUGUGUUACGUGCCCGAGUACGUACGACCGGCGUUUUAGAAACCUGCUUCAGAAUCAACUAUGUGAUAUUUCGAAUGUUUGAUGUUGGUGGUCAGCGGUCAGAACGGAGGAAGUGGAUCCAGUGUUUUGAUGAUGUGCGAGGGGUUUUGUUUGUGGUGGCCCUUAGUUCCUAUGACAUGUGCCUGUAUGAGGAUCAUACCGUGAACCGAUUGCAAGAAAGUCUGACCCUUUUCAAAGGCAUUUGUAAUAACUCAUUCUUCUAUUUCUCCUGUAUGAUACUCUUUCUCAACAAACUCGAUUUAUUCAAAGACAAAAUCCUCCAUUCUCAUCGUCAUCUACAUCUGUUCUUUCCGGAAUAUAAAGGUUCAAUCCAGGACGUAGACGCAGCGGCCAUGUACAUCCAGAACCUAUUUCAAAUGCAGAAUCGAAACCAGUACAAAGUCAUCUACCCCCAUUUCACCACGGCAACCGACACCAGCAACAUCCAGGUCGUCUUUGAAGUCGUGAUGGAAUCCAUUCUGAAAGAGAACCUCAAAGCAGCCGCUCUCCUUUGAACCAUGGAAAUCAAUUCACCUGUAACCGAUGGUCACACACAGAUGCCAAGAACUCAUACUGCUAUUACUACUACUACUACUACUACUACUGCUGCUGCUGCUACUGCUGCUGCUGAUGUUGCUGUUUUUGCAGGGGUGGGUGGUGAAGGGGAGGUUGUUUUUAGUUGUUGAAUUUUUACAAAAAAACAAACUUUUUUUUUUUUAUUUUCAAGCCAGACAAAUAUGAGAAAAUCUCGUGGGUUCUGCAGUUUAGAAUACAAAACCCACCCCAACCCUUGUUCGUGGUGCCAUCUGAUGUUGACUGAGUGAAAGUAAAGUUGCGGAGUUUAUGUGUGAGAAAGCUGAUCUUUAGAUGUAUAUAUAUAUAUAUAUAUAUAAUAUAUAUAUAUAGUAAAACACAUACACACUCACAAACAUGCAUGCCUGUAUAUAUGUAUAAACAUAACUAUAUAUAUAUAUAUAUACACUCAAACAUAUAUAUAUAGUGUACAAUACCGUGAUGGUAAGAUCAACUAAAAAAUGUACUCCCUCUGGUGAGAGAUAAAUAUCUUUGUCCGUUAUGCCAUGUAGGUAGUGUCUGAUGAUUUUUACUAGGACACCAGACGUGUUAAAAAACACUGUUUGGCAUGUUCUCAGCGCAUGAAACUGGUAAUGGCACAUAAAACCAUAUACUGUGUUUAUUAAAAUAUAUAUAUAUAUAUAUUUAUACAUACAUACAUAAACACAGUGGGACCUUGGUUUGCAAAUUUCAUUUGUUCCUGAGGGCCAUUUGCCACCUGGAAUGGUUGUAAACCAAAGCUAUUUUUCACAUAUGAAAUUCAAGAGAAGACCCAUCAAAUUUGAGCUGAGAUGUUACGCUGAGUGGAAGCUGGGCAGCAACUGGUCGCCAUCCGUUGUUACCUGCUUGCUUCUUCAUUACUAGAGACACUAUUCAUCACCUGAGACGUUUAACGUUUGAAAACUUGUUCAUAACCUGAUUUGUUCACGAUGAGAGGCAUUCAUAAACCAAGCUUCAGUGAUUAGAGUGUUGGGCUGACAAUCAUGAAGUAGCGAGUUCAGUUCCUGGGCCAAGUUGUGUGUUACGUUCUUGAGCAUAACACUUUAUUUCAUGUCGCUCUGGUUCCGCUCAGCUGCAGAAAUGCGACAUCACUGGUGCCAGGCUGUAUUGGCCCCUUUGCCUUUAUCUUGGAUAGGCGACUGCUGGUCUUCCAUAAACAAGCUUGUCCAGACUUGUGCUUUGAAGGAUACCUUUCUAGGUAAAAUCUCAUGGUCAUUCAUGACGAAGGAGGGUCUUUAUCCUAUAUAUAUAUAUGUGUGUGUGUGUGUAUCUGUGUGUUUGUGUGUAUCAUUACCAUCAUCAAUUAAUGUCAUUCAAUGCCUGUAAUCUAUACAAGCAUGGGUUGGACGAUUGACUGGGAUCUGGUGAGACAACAAGGUUGCGUGAAGCCCAAUGAAGCUCUCUGAUACACUGGAUGCUGUCAAGCUAUUCCAACCCAUGGGAUACAGAUACUAAUGAUGAUGAUGAUUUUAUGUAUAUUGUAUAUAUUUGUACACCCGUCUCUUUAGAUAUACAGCUGUAUAUGUACACAUGAGUGUGUGUGUGUGUGUAUAUAUGUAUGAAUGUACACAUGUACAUAUUUGGUAAAACUAACAAGGGUAGAAAAAAAAAGUUGUGAAUAUUAUAUAUGUUGAUCGAAAGGGUUUUUUUAAUCCACUAUAUUAUAUGUUGUUAUUUAUAGCUUUAUCAGCUUCAAGAUUCACCGUUCCUGAAAUUAACAAAAAUAUAUUUUAAAUCUUAAUGAGCAGAUAUAUAUAUAUAUAUAUAUAUAUAUAUAUAUGUAUCUAUGUAUAUAAACCCAUGUGUAUUUGUGUGUGUGUAUGUAUUUUUCAAGAAAAUCGCAUUUACAUUUUCUUGCAGUGAAGAAGCAAACCAAAAGUUUGGCAUUUGGGGCAGGUCCCUUCAUUAUGAACAUUUUUGUAAUUAGUAUUUUGUUAACAAAGACCAUCAGUAAUAUUCUAUACACAUACACACACACACACACACAUAUAUAUAUAUAUAUAUAUAUAUAUAUAUAUAUAUAUAUAUAUAUUGUUUGUUCCUU
Octopus sinensis (East Asian common octopus) is the source of this 3416-nucleotide messenger RNA. Its product is annotated as guanine nucleotide-binding protein G(o) subunit alpha. Gene Ontology annotation, biological process: Rho protein signal transduction; adenylate cyclase-modulating G protein-coupled receptor signaling pathway. Bases 235 to 1314 code for a protein of 359 amino acids. The transcript is spliced from 9 exons. Gene Ontology annotation, cellular component: heterotrimeric G-protein complex. Gene Ontology annotation, molecular function: G protein-coupled receptor binding; guanyl nucleotide binding; G-protein beta/gamma-subunit complex binding. NCBI's taxonomy places the organism in Eukaryota, Metazoa, Mollusca, Cephalopoda, Octopoda, Octopodidae. The record is from RefSeq and is a predicted model, not a curated record.